Oncorhynchus kisutch (coho salmon) is the source of this 3675-nucleotide messenger RNA. RefSeq names its product zinc finger protein 664-like. The transcript has 4 exons. Lineage: Eukaryota; Metazoa; Chordata; Actinopteri; Salmoniformes; Salmonidae. Gene Ontology annotation, biological process: regulation of transcription by RNA polymerase II. Gene Ontology annotation, molecular function: RNA polymerase II cis-regulatory region sequence-specific DNA binding; DNA-binding transcription factor activity, RNA polymerase II-specific. The record is from RefSeq and is a predicted model, not a curated record. Bases 582 to 1772 code for a protein of 396 amino acids.
UUCGACCACGGUUGCAUUGCUGUAAAUGGACACUGAGGACGUCGGAUUGAACAUACAUCGGGGUUUUCUGGUUCACUGCACGGAUAGCGCUGCUGCAAUCAGUCUGGUAUUUUAUAGGCUUCCAUUACUGGGCCUUAGAUAAUUACAACUAUCUGGACUCUCGAAGAGGACGUUGUUCCAACAGACUCUCGGGUUGAGUUAGACGAUAACAGACAACAUGAUUCUUGGUGAAUAGGGUGUUGAACGUUUUAUUUACUUUAAUAGAUCAGGUAAAAUCUUAUCCAGGAUCUUUCUAAACUAAGAUUAUUUAUCACCACUUAAGUUUUGAUAUUGAUAAUGACAUCUGAUCGCUCUGAUCUAGCUGUUUUUUAAAUCUGAAUUCUGCAACAAAGAAAGUAACUGUAAAUGUAGGCUAGCUACAGAUUUACUGUCACUUUUUUAUUUGAAGAAACGCUGAAGAAAGAAUAGCUUCCACGAUGGAUCGGCUGGACAGAAAACAAAUGGUGGCAAUAAACCCUGGGAAAUGUUGUCCUUCAGCAAAGUAGCCUACUAGCCUAAAGCGCACGCAUUGAUACAAGGCAAUGCGCAACGAGCAGGACAGAGCGAGUCCUUCCCCCUACACCCUGCCGGAGUCCCCUGGUCACAACUCUCCUGGGAGUGCCUUACUGCUGGAUCUGAAGAGGGUUUCUGUGCGGCUGGUCGACUGCAGGAAAACACCAGGGCAGAGUGGAACUGUGAGAGAAGGACACAAGGAGGGAGAUGGAGAUCUGAUAUCAUCAAGGGACACCCCUAACUCUCGUUCUCUCAGUGGGAGGGGCUUAUCAUCUGGGGAGCCUCAGCCACAUGAUGUUGCUGAAGAGACAGAGAAGACUCUCUCCAAAUCAGAACAUCUCAAGAAACCCCAGCAGAGACGUACAGGGAAGAAACCUCACCACUGCUGCUCUGAGUGUGGGAAGAAUUUCACAAGCCGAAGUGGCUUCAUUAUUCACCAGCGGAUUCACACAGGAAAGAAACCGCACUGCUGCUCUCAGUGUGGGAAGAGUUUCACUGCAUCUCAAACCUUAAAAUAUCAUCUGAGAAUUCAUUCAGGGGAGAGGCCUUACCCCUGCCUUGAUUGUGGGAAAAGCUUUGCUUUUUUGGGCGCCCUAAACAUACACAAGCUAACACACACUGGAGUGAAGCCUUAUAGCUGUGAUCAAUGUGGGAAGAGCUUCAGUCAGUCUGGCCACCUGACAACACACCAACUAACACACACUGGAGUGAAGCCUUUUAGCUGUGAUCAGUGUGGGAAGAACUUUGCUCUAACUUCCUCCCUGACUAGACACCAGCGUACACACACUGGAGAGAAACCUUAUGUCUGUCUAUGUGGGAAGAGCUUUGCUGUAGCUUCCAAUCUGACUACACACCAGCGAACACACACCAGAGAUAAGCCUUAUAGUUGUUAUCAGUGUGGAAAGAGCUUUGCUUCUUCAGAAACACUAACUAUACACCAGCGCAUACACACAGCAAAGAAACCUUUUUGCUGUGGUCAGUGUGGGAAGAGCUUUGCUGUAGCUUUCUCCCUGAUUAUACACCAGCGAACACACACUGGCGAGAAGCCUUACAGCUGUGAUCAUUGUGGCAAGAGAUUCAGUCAAUCCGUACACCUGAAUACACACCAGCGAACACACACUGGAGAGAAACCUUAUACCUGUGAUCAGUGUGGGAAGAGCUUCAGUCAAUCAGGGAACCUAAAUUCACACCAGCAAACACACACUGGAGAGAAACCUUAGAUGUGUGGAAAGCGUUGUUCAUUUAGGGCCUAUGUGGAAAAACACCAGAAAACUAAAAAUGUACGAUCUUUGUCCCCAUGUGCAGUCGCAAACCGUAGUCUGGCUUUUUAUGGCGGUUUUGGAGCAGUGGCUUCUUCCUUGCUGAGCGGUCUUUCAGGUUCAGAAGCUUCUAAAGCCAUGUCAAUUUUCUGGAAUUUUCCAACCUGUUUAAAGGCACAGUGUAUAUAAACUUCUGACCCACUGGAAUUGUGAUAGUGAAUUAUUAGUGAAUAAGCUGUAAACAAAUGUUGGGAAAAUUACGUGUCAUACACAAAGUAAAUGUCCUAACUGACUUGCCAAACUAUAGUUUGUUAACAAGAAAUCCGUGGAGUGGUUGAAAAACAAGUUUUAAUGGCUCCAACCUAAGUGUAUGUAAACUUCCGACUUCAACUGUAGAUGCAGUAAAGAAGUCAAUCGAACUCGAGCAAAACAAUGGAAUUGCCAUGGAAAGAAAAGGCCAUGGGGGAAUAAUCCUGAAUCUCUUCAUUGCCCCCCAGCAAAAUUAUCCUACGUUUAGACUAUUGUUUAUAUGUGUAUGUCACAAUAUAUUGAGGUACAAAUCAGAGUUUAAUGCUUGUAUGUCAACCCCAAACAGAAAAUGUUAAUUUCAUAUUCCCCAAUCAACUGCAUUACAGUUAAAAAUGAUUGACUACCACCACCAGAUACUAGCUAUGCUAACCGGAGUAAGCAUUUAGAAGUCACUUCAACUUUUAAACGUUAUCCUGCAAAAACAGCCAAAUGUAUCCAAAUUGGACUUAAGUAACCGCAUUGUGAGCCUGUUACAAUACAUAUAGUGCAUUCGGAAAGUAUUCAGACCCAGUGAUGACCCCAAAUUAGUCGAUUGUUUGGUUGUCAGGCUGUUGGUUUUAGUCAAGUAGGAACGUGUGUGUGAGACACACAUACAUUUUCGGAUCAAGCAUGAAUAUGCUUUUAGUCUAGGCCUCCAAUAGAUUAGUUACCUGAGAUGGGCGCAAAUAUAUAUAUGCUCCUCCCAAAUUUUGUAACAAUGUGGAGGGCUCUUUGGCUCCGCGUUGACGGUACAUCCUGUAGAAAACAAACUCACUUCUUGCACUGUUUCGCGAAGAGCAAGAAGUAUGAAUUCCCUGACUUCUACUGAGGUCGUAUCACCAUAAAUGCUGCAUGGCCAAUGCAGAUGUCGGAUUGACCAUGCAGCGCAAAGAUGCACAAUGUGCUUCUCUCUCCUGCCAAUUUGUGCACAUUCAUUGUUUCAUAACUUCAUUGUGUGAAUUGUUUGCGUUUGAUAUCACUUCCCCAUUACAUAUCACCAGUAGUGCAUUCAAACGUUAAUUCCUAAUCUACAAGGUUUGUUACUUUGGUUACAGUAAUUUAUGUUAAUGCAUUCAAUAUAAUUAUUACAGUCUUCCCGGUAUUAUUGUCGGAGUCGACACGUUGUUUGCAGACCGCACAACCUAUGCUGCACUUGUGAGAAACGAGUUUUGGUUGAUUUCAUUCCAUUUAUGAGUUUUGUCACUUUAGUCAGUCUUUUGUUUGGAGCCUCCUGUCUAUGUUGAGUAAGGACCCACAUGCAUAGAAGUAGGCCUAUAGGCUACCUGGCCUGCGGGCAAAUGUACAUAAAUGUGCCCAUUUGGAGAUCUGAUAGUAUUUCUGGUUGGCUUAACGCACCAUCACUAAUGACCCGUGGAGCUUCUCAAAGUAAAUGUUGUCUUCUUCACCUCAAAACAGCAAGCAACCAAAGUCUGUUUUUACAUCCAUUGAGAAUUGCAAUAGUUAAUCAUUGUAUUUGGAAAAUCUUUCCAGCUCUCUCACUUUAAAUAACCAGUGUGAAAAGAUAAAAUGCCAUGCUCUGAUCCAGUGGGAAUGUCAUAAUAGGCCUACCUGAUCA